Hemicordylus capensis (graceful crag lizard) is the source of this 1744-nucleotide messenger RNA. RefSeq names its product sterile alpha motif domain containing 13 (gene SAMD13). The coding region runs from base 96 to 596 and encodes 166 amino acids. Gene Ontology annotation, biological process: positive regulation of proteasomal ubiquitin-dependent protein catabolic process; protein refolding. NCBI's taxonomy places the organism in Eukaryota, Metazoa, Chordata, Lepidosauria, Squamata, Cordylidae. Gene Ontology annotation, cellular component: cytosol; endoplasmic reticulum membrane. Gene Ontology annotation, molecular function: ATPase activator activity; Hsp70 protein binding. The transcript is spliced from 6 exons. The record is from RefSeq and is a predicted model, not a curated record.
GGGGGGCAGGGGAGAAAGCUGCUAUAACCAAAUUUCAGGAGCCUAAUCUGUGGAUGCACGUUAUAAAGGUCUCUUAGGGCUGGUUUGCACAGACAAUGGCCCCAACAUUCACAGGAGGUGGCAACACUCUAAGAGCAUUGAUAUCACUGAAGGACAUCCGGAUGCUUUGUCAGAGCGUCAUUCAAUCAUGUCUGCAGCACAUUGAGUUGACACUUUCAACGAGCUGUGCACCACGACCACAAGAUUCCUCUCCUGUUCCUGCGGUAAAGGACAUUUCUGAUUUCCCCAUGCUGUCCAUUGACAUGGAAAACAAGGAAAAUGGAUCCCUGGGCACCGAAAACUUGGUAGAGAAUGGAAGACCUCCUGAUCCUGCUGACUGGGCAGUUACAGAUGUGGUGAAUUAUUUCAGAACAGCAGGCUUUGAAGAACAAGCGAAUGCUUUUCAAGAGCAGGAAAUUGAUGGAAAGUCUUUACUGUUGAUGACAAGGAAUGACGUGCUGACUGGACUUUCAUUAAAACUGGGGCCUGCACUGAAGAUCUAUGAAUAUCACGUAAAGCCUCUACAGACGCAGCAUCUCAAGAACAGCUCCCUAUAGUGGAAGGUCAAACUGGGGCCUUGCCGUGUCUCUGCUGUUCAUAAUAAAUAAGCAACUUGGUUUCAUCUUGAUGGAACUUUGUUUAAAAAAAAAAAAGACUAUAGAUGUACAUAAAGAAUUUAAACCAAAUGGCACUGAUAUAUAUAUAUAUAUUUAUAUAUCCUAAUGGAUAGCUUUAGCAAUAUGCUGUACAGCGAUGGUUGAACUAAUGGGGAGAGUAGAAUUUUUCACUGUUCAGGUACAUAGCCAUCGAAAUGUUAUUUUUUUCAGAGGUUCUAUUGAGAUGAAAGAUAAGUAAAAAUGAAAAUUCUAUUUCUUAUUAUGAAAGCUGGACAGAAACACUGUUUUUUUAAAAUUGCUGUUUAAAAUGCAAACACUGCUCUCUAUGAAAUUCUCCUGUAUAAGACUCACAGAAACACACAAGUGCUCAUGGACAGAUCCUUUUUGUUUCAGUGGUGCUUGCACAGGAGAAUUUCCCCAUAGAUUGUUCCCUAAUUUGCAGUGGGGCGGCGGGAAGAAUGUGGGGCUGAUCAGCAAAAGUUGAUGCUUGUUUUUAAAGUUUCUGCUGAAGUCACAGCUCUUUAGUUUCUUUAGCAAGAGGUUCUGAAUUUGCCAAAAUCACCCUUUUUUUUGUAAAAGGGCUCCUAUUUUUUACCUUAUUAAGGUUUGUUGAUAGCGUAUUGUAAUGUUCAAAGCUGUUCAUACAAACAGCCUAGCACCUCUGAGAGCAGAAGAGCUAGUCAGCGGUGAAACUUGGUCUGUGACAUUUCUGCUGUUGUUUCUAGAUUGUGCUAAUGUUCUUCAGAUUUUAAAGGCAGUUUUGUGAAAAGUUGAGUUUUUAAAAGUUUGUGUUGCUUUGUAAGAGAAAGUUUAUUUUAUUCUUCUUCUAAUUUAUAACUUAUUUGCUAACAGUUUUGCUGUAAAAAUGUAAAUCUCUGCAUAAUUUUAAAUAUUGUGUUUUGUGGUGCUGCAAAUUAUUUUGCUAUGUGACUUGAUUCAUGAGCUGAACACCUGCUUCUGAAAAGCUAAAGGAAGCUGUUAAUAUUGUGAAUCUUUGUUGAAGGACACUUUAAUUCAAUGUGUUUUGACCACUUUCUUAUUUUAAUUGGAGACUUGUUAUGUCAACAAAGCUGUUUCUUGUCUUUUGA